This is a messenger RNA of Camelus dromedarius (Arabian camel), 1286 nucleotides long. RefSeq names its product proteasome subunit alpha type-1-like. Gene Ontology annotation, cellular component: proteasome core complex, alpha-subunit complex; proteasome core complex; nucleus. NCBI's taxonomy places the organism in Eukaryota, Metazoa, Chordata, Mammalia, Artiodactyla, Camelidae. The record is from RefSeq and is a predicted model, not a curated record. Gene Ontology annotation, biological process: proteasomal protein catabolic process; ubiquitin-dependent protein catabolic process.
AUGAAUGAAGCAAAGUACGUCGCCUAUGCCAUGGAAGGGAACUGCAGAGGACUCCAGAGACGCCCUGGGGAGCUGAGCCACCCCAGGGAGUCAGAGGCCACCAAAAAAACCUCUAAAACUGCUCUGCGCUCCUUGAUCCCGCUCCUUGAUCCGCAGGUUCACAGGAGGCCUCAGCCAGGCUCCUGCGGGAACCAUGUUUGCAACCAGUAUGACAAUGAUGUUACUGUUUGGAGCCCUCAGGGCAGGAUUCAUCAAAUCGAAUAUGCAAUGGAAGCUGUCAAACAAGGUUCAACCACAGUUGGUCUGAAGUCAAAAACUCAUGCAGUGCUGGUUGCAUUGAAGAGAGCACAGUCAGAAAUUGUAGUUCAUCAGAAAAAAAUUCUCCAUGUUGAUAACCAUAUUGGUAUCUCAAUUGCUGGACUUACUGCUGAUGCUAGACUUUUAUGUAAUUUUAUGUGCCAGGAGUGUCUGGAUUCCAGAUUUGUACUUGACAGACCUCUUCCUGUGUCUCGUCUUGUAUCUCUAAUUGGAAGCAAAACCCAGAUACCGACGCAACGAUAUGGCUGGAGACCAUAUGGUGCUGGGCUGCUUAUUGCUGGUUAUGGUGAUAUGGGCCCUUACAUUUUCCAAACCUGUCCGUCUUUUAACUAUUUUGACUGCAGAGCUAUGUCUAUUGGAGCCUGUUCUCAAUCAGCUCGUACUUACUUGGAGAGACAUAUGUCAGAGUUUAUGGAGUGCAAUUUGAAUGACCUGGUUAAGCAUGGUCUGCGUGCCUUACGGGAGACACUUCCUGCAGGACAGGACCUAACUACAAAGAAUGUUUCCAUUGGAACUGCUGGUAAAGACUUAGAGUUUAUGAUUUAUGAUGAUGAUGAUGUGUCUCCGUUCCUGGAAGGUCUUGAAGAAAGACCCCAGAGAAAGGCACAGCCUGCUCAACCUGCUGAUGAACCUGCAGAAAAGGCUGAUGAACCAAUGGAACAUUAAAUGAUAGACCAGUCUGUAUGUGGAUUAUCAAACAUGUAUGAAUGCAGGAACACAUACUGAGGACAAUAAUUUAUACUUUGAACCAAAAGAUGCAGAAUGGUGGAAUGGUAUGUUUUAGGAAUCAGUCCAGAAGUGAGGUUUUUCCAAGCAACUUUACUGAAACCAUACAAUGGGGUGCAUUUUUCUUUAAGAGGGUCUAUAUAAUCAUUUUCUAGAAAGUAUAGCUAUCUGUACUAAUGUUUUUAUAUGGAGAACAUAGUGUCUUUGUGGUUUUAAAGAUAACUGUGAAAUAAAAUUGUUCU